AUGGGUGUGCUCGAAUGGAAGAUGUGUAAUUUCUUCAAGCUGGAAGUCUUGAAUGUCCACACAAAAUAUGUCAACAUACGUGACUCGGUUACAGCCCAGUGCAGUAAUAUGCAAUACAAGAUUUUUUGCACUAUCGACGGUAUGGUUUAUGUCUUCCUCAGCGAUUGGGAAUGCAUUACAUUUCAGGCUUCCAAUGCGGCCAUAAAUCAUUGCUGCAUUACCGAUGAUUCCGAUUUGUUGACCAUACAUGAAGAAAUUUCACCCACAGAAAGUAUGCUGAAAGUCUAUAGUGUUUCGAAGCUAUUGAAAAGGAGACCAGCGAUACCGGUUAGCUGUGCUGCCUUGCCGAGACACUGCAAGGUUUCCGUGCUGAAUUCGUAUUAUAUGGAUAAUCAAUUGUAUUUGGCAGCGGGUUUGGAAAAGGGCCACAUACUCCUUUACAAAUCAAUUGUGGCCCGUGACAUUUCUGGGAAUUUCAAAACCCUGCAGGUGUGUCCGAAAUCCAUUAAAGGUAUUGAGUUUCUGCGUAAGGAUCGCGGAGAAUUGAAUAUGUUUGUGUGCUCCGAUGCUGGGGUGUUUUGCUAUAGCAUUCUGGCAAAUGGUAAUUACACGGAAAAUAAAAUUGUCAUUGAUGAUGUGGUGGCGCCAAUGAGUUGCUGUGCCCUCAAACCGAAAAGGGAGCCGAGUGAGGAACGAUAUUUUGUGGUGGCACGAGAAGAUGCUCUCUACUGUUAUACCAUAGAGGGCAGGGGACCUUGUUUUGCCAUUAACGGGAGUAAACAAAUUGUCAAAUGGUUUGGUAAACAUCUGAUUGUGGUAAAGGCUUCGCCGAAUUCCAGCAAGCGCAGCAGCCAACUAGUCAUAAUAAAUAUUGAAAAUAACAUGAUGGUACUUAAUGAAGAACUCGCCGAGAUUGAGUGCAUCUUUCCAACAUCCGAUUUUGAUAAUUGUUUGAUUUUCACCAAAGACGGCAUGAUAUAUACCCUGCGUGACCAAGAGCUGCGUUAUAAGCUGCAGUUGUUGUACAACAAAAAUCUUUAUGAUAUUGCCUUGAAAUUGGUCGAGGGCCAGAUUAUGUAUCCCGAUUUGGCUGCCAAUGUUUUCCUUAACUAUGGCGAUCAUUUACUGCAACGCGGUGAUAUUGGGGAAUCGGUAAAUAUGUACAUCAAAACGAUUGGCCAGGUGGCACCGUUCAGGGUGAUAAGUAAGUUGUUGAAUUUUCGCUAUAACGAAUUCCUCAUACAAUACCUGAGGAGUCUAAUGGACUCGGAGGUGGCAUCGCAGGAAUAUUAUGAUUUAUUAAGGAACUGUGAUCGCCGUUUGGAAUUACCCAGAGAUAUGAAUAAGAUGUUUCAAAAUGGUGACAAUAUGGGUAUGGGUAUGUUUGAUGGGGAGUCGUCUUCGCUAUGCCAGGAAAAGGAUAUACGUAAAUAUUUCUCUCAACUCAAAGAGGAUAAGGCCAUGGAGGUAUUUGCAGAAUAUGGAAAUUGGCUGGUGCGACAAUAUCCCUUGGACACAGUGGAUGUGGUGAAACACAUUUUGUCACAGAAAUUCGAUAUCCCAGCCUCCAUUGAGUUGUUCAUAAAAAUUAUUCUGCCCCUGCUGCUAAGCCAAAAGGAUUUGGUACUGCAGGUAUUGGAUAGCUUGGAUUUUGAGUAUCGCAAAAAUGCCAGCAUAAAUAUCAUUUGGGCUGAGAUUCUAUUACAAAAAUGGAAAUCAUCGGGCAUGGAUGCCCACUCGCUAAUGGAGACCAUUAAGGAAAACGGUCACCAGCUGAGUUUGAAUGAUAUUUUCAUCAUAUGUCGUAGCCAUAAAUAUUUGUCCGGCAUUAAAAUGAUGUAUGAAACAUUUGGUUUGAAUGCUUUGAAUUUCAGCAGCUUUUUAAAAUGUUGUUUCGAUUUGCCCAUGGACACCAGUGCCAUUGAUUUGGAUACCAAUAAAUACUCCUUGAUGUGGAUGCAAACUUUGAGUAAAGAUAAUUUACAAUCCGCCCAGUCAUCGGCAUUUGUUAAAUAUAUUUUAAGUAAGACACUACACUGCAAUACCCAAUACACCCUGACAAUACUGCAAAAGAUAUCCGCCAACACCCAUUUUAAUUUGUCGCAUCUAAAUAAGGCCUUGCCCAAAGAUAUUUUCCUUAAACAAUUGGCAUUUGAUAAUUUCCAAGAUGUCUUGGCUGCCGAUCGGAAACUUAAACAAAUCAAAUCUCUGCUCUUGGAUUAUCAACAAAAACCCAUGGAAUUUCGUAAUAGUAAAUGUGAUAUUUGUAAACAAUUAUUAAAGCCACCGUCCGUGUAUUAUCUCUGCCAGCAUGCAUAUCAUCGGGAAUGUUUGUCAUCAUAUUCGGAAAUCAAUGGUUGUUUGGUUUGUUUGAGUAUUUCACAGAAAUAUGCGGAUACCAAGUCGGCGGAUUUAUCUGUGGUCAGUAAUGGCAGCAAUCCAGCACCAUCUACGCCCAUACGAAAUAUUUCCCAAAAAUUAUCCACUGGGGUGUUUUCAUCAAAAAGGCAGAUGGCAGAUCUCCCAACACCAAAUAAAUUUCAACAAAUUCAAAGUAUUAAAACGCUGGGUAAUGAUUUCGCAAAACCGGCAAAGAUUAUGGAAAUACAAAUGAAAACCUCGGUGACAGCAAUAAAUCGAAAUCCAUUUGAAAGUUCUACACCACCAAAUUCAGCACAGCAACAACACAUCAGCCAGCCACAUCACUUGAAAGUCCGUUCCACGCCUAAAUCAACAAAUCCCUUUGAUGAUGAACCAGAUGAUGUGGCCUCAUCUCAAUAUGAUUCAAAUUUAAAUCCAUUUGAGGAAUAA
Musca vetustissima is the source of this 2811-nucleotide messenger RNA. It is a transcript of the gene Vps11, whose product is annotated as vacuolar protein sorting-associated protein 11 homolog. Gene Ontology annotation, cellular component: HOPS complex; endosome. Gene Ontology annotation, biological process: vacuole organization; endosome organization; organelle fusion. The transcript has a single exon. The record is from RefSeq and is a predicted model, not a curated record. The coding region runs from base 1 to 2811 and encodes 936 amino acids. Lineage: Eukaryota; Metazoa; Arthropoda; Insecta; Diptera; Muscidae. Gene Ontology annotation, molecular function: protein-macromolecule adaptor activity.